Molecule: messenger RNA, 2279 nt
Organism: Macaca mulatta (Rhesus monkey)
Lineage: Eukaryota; Metazoa; Chordata; Mammalia; Primates; Cercopithecidae
Source: RefSeq, a predicted model, not a curated record
GGGAGCUAUCAGGGCAUUAAGACAGGGGACUGACAUCUUACUGAAGCUUAAUAAGCAUCACCAGGACAUCAUGGGAGCCCAGCAAACGCGCUUCCCUGCCACUGGGUUAGGGAAGGCUUGACGGAAGGACGAUUUCGGAGGACGGUAGGUGUUAGCCAGGCAGCGGAACGAGAGCCAACAGGCGCGCUGGGCGGAGAGACGCUUUGAGCAAGGUGAGGCAGAGGGCACGCGCGGCGCCACCCGCCACUGGCUAGGACGCACGACGGCUAGAGAGGACGCCUUAGGGGCCCACGAGCAGGCUAGAGAAUAAAACAGGGCUGGCAGGGCGAGGUGGAGAGACUCGAAAAGGACCGGCCAGAUGUCGAAGUUCCUAGUAAGGAGGGCGCCCGAGCCUCCGCCGAGACGCGUGACUACAAUUACCACAAUCCCCAGCGCCUGCGGUUCCGGCGUCGCCUUGUUCUAGACAGGCGGCGGCGCUGCGCGGGGACCGGCGUGGGGUCACGUGGUGCCGGCGCGUCACGUGGGGGAGUCAGGUGACGCUGCGGGGCGGGCGGACAGACUGCGGGGCGGACGGUGGACGCUGGGACGCGUUUGUAACUCCGGCCCCACGGUUCCGACCCCCGCCGCCGUCGCCGCCAUGACGGGGCUAGCGCUGCUCUACUCCGGGGUCUUCGUGGCCUUCUGGGCCUGCGCGCUGGCCGUGGGUGAGGCCGGGUCCUGGCGGGCGGGGGCAGCAUCGCGGCCGAGCUGGCCGGGCCAGAACCCACCGGGGAAGUGGCCUGCGGGGAAUACUGGCCCCCCGCGCGCUCUGCACCCCGGGCUUUUUGGACUGGCGCCUGCGAGGGCCUCUGACCCCGACAGAGGAGACCCGGAUCUCUGGCUACUUGAGGAGGGGCGCGGGUGCGGGCGGGUAGGGGCCGCGAGGGCAGCACUCUCCCUUCCUGCCACAAUCGCUGUCUCCCCCCGCCCCCACGUCUCACUGCCGUCCCCAUUUUCUUGCUCUGACCGGCCUGCUUGGUCACAGGCCGGCUGCUCCGGUUCCUCUUUUCCCGGUCGCUUUGCCCUCCCCCACUCACAGCUUGUUGGGUAAACAGCGGAACGGACUGGACCGGCGGGAUCUGGCGGGGCCUGGCUGGAGCGCUUGCUCCCUCGGUCCCGCCUCGGAUUCAGGCUUGCGGGUGGCGAUCCUGCCUGCACAGGAAUCUGCUACACCAUUUUUGAUUUGGGCUUCCGCUUUGAUGUGGCAUGGUAAGGGAGGGCAGGGGCAGGAUUCCCCUUGAAGCUUCUUCCCUGCAGCCUCUCCUCUUUUCUCUGGUCUGAGUCCCUCUCGAGCCACACCACCGCCUGCCUGGGACAUGGACCUUUGGGAAAUAUGCAGUCAGUUGUUGCAUGCAGAAGUGGUGGUGGGGUUGAAGGGGGGUUGGGGGGCCAAGAUUUUGUGCUCUACUUCCCUGCUAGGGCUGAAUUGCUUUCUUCUCUGCCUCCACAACAGGUUCCUGACGGAGACUUCGCCCUUCAUGUGGUCCAACCUGGGCAUUGGCCUAGCUAUCUCCCUGUCUGUGGUUGGGGCAGCCUGGGGUAUCUAUAUUACUGGCUCUUCCAUCAUUGGUGGAGGAGUGAAGGCCCCCAGGAUCAAGACCAAGAACCUAGUCAGCAUCAUCUUCUGUGAGGCUGUGGCCAUCUACGGCAUCAUCAUGGCAAUUGUCAUUAGCAACAUGGCUGAGCCUUUCAGUGCCACGGACCCCAAGGCCAUUGGCCAUCGGAACUACCAUGCAGGCUACUCCAUGUUUGGGGCUGGCCUCACCGUAGGGCUGUCUAACCUCUUCUGUGGAGUCUGCGUGGGCAUCGUGGGCAGUGGGGCUGCCCUGGCCGAUGCUCAGAACCCCAGCCUCUUUGUAAAGAUUCUCAUCGUGGAGAUCUUUGGCAGUGCCAUUGGCCUCUUUGGGGUCAUCGUCGCAAUUCUUCAGACCUCCAGAGUGAAGAUGGGUGACUAGAUGAUAUGUGUGGGUGGGGCCGUGCCUCACUCUUAUUUAUUGAUGGUUUUCCUGGGACAGCUGGAGCUGUGUCCGUUAGCCUUUCAGAGGCUUGGUGGUCAGGGCCCUCCCUGCACUCGCCUCUCGCUGCGUGUUGAUUUGGAGGCACUGCAGUCCAGGCCGGCUCUCAGUGCUGGGAGCAGGCUGCUGCUGAUGACUCUGCAGCUGUGCACCUGUGUCCCCCACCUCCAUCCUCAACCCAUCUUCCUAGUGUUUGUGAAAUAAACUUGGUAUUUGUCUGGGUCA